Aethina tumida (small hive beetle) is the source of this 3025-nucleotide messenger RNA. Its product is annotated as acyl-CoA:lysophosphatidylglycerol acyltransferase 1-like. The record is from RefSeq and is a predicted model, not a curated record. The coding region runs from base 439 to 1563 and encodes 374 amino acids. The transcript is spliced from 4 exons. Gene Ontology annotation, cellular component: endomembrane system. Gene Ontology annotation, molecular function: acyltransferase activity. NCBI's taxonomy places the organism in Eukaryota, Metazoa, Arthropoda, Insecta, Coleoptera, Nitidulidae.
CAUUUUUGACAUUCGCAUUUUGAUUAGCCCAUCGGACUGUUUAUAAAGCCGCGGUGCCGAAACGAAAUAAACCGUGUAAUGUAAACCGAACGAAAACGAUGCGAUAUUAGUGCAUUAUGCGUCCGUCGUCACGAUCAACCUGAAACGACGAACCGACAUUCAUAACCGGUGCGAAUUUACAAUCCCCACAACACGAAUCGGCAAGUGAUUUCAAUUUUCCACACGAUCCGGACAUUUGGCCGAAAUAUGCGGGACCUUCGACGAGUCUCGAGGACGGAAACCGCACACGCAUGAAAUACGAAAAACGAAUAAUACUGUGUUUAUCGAUUAUUUCGGGGGCGACCUGUUGUUGUGGUUGGUUUUGCGGUGUUUUUCGAAAAUACACUGUGACGUAAUUCGCGAGGUAUGAAAUAUCGAAGGGUUCGAUCCCUGUGAAUUAUGGAGAACGUACAAUUUUUAAUAAGGAAUUGGUACCUAGUACCAAAAGGACUGUUUAGGCUGUGUUUUAUAUUAGUGAACAAUGCAUACUGCAUACCGACGUACGUCGUUUGGAUGCUGCUGCUUUUCCCGUUACGAAAAGUCAAUCCGGACGUUUAUUGGCGCAUUGAGGGUUACUUUUUCCACUGGCUAUUAGCCAUGGUUUCCAUGUGGAGCUGGUCAGCCGGUUAUGAUGUUGUCGAAAUUGGAGACAACAUAGCAAAAUGCAUGGACGAACGUACGCUGAUAAUAGCGAACCACCAGUCGACCGGAGACGUGCCGCUUUUGAUGGCCACAUUCAACACCCGCAAACAGAUUUUACCCAACAUCAUGUGGAUCAUGGACAGCCUGUUCAAAUACACAAACUUCGGGGUGGUCAGCGUUCUGCACCAAGAUUUCUUCAUCCGCUCUGGUAAGAACAGUAGGGACAAGUCACUGCAGGCCCUGGCCGACCACUUACUGGAGUCGUACCUGCCUAGAAAACGGAAGUGGAUGGUGCUGUUUCCCGAGGGCGGCUUCCUGCGCAAACGCAAGGCGGUGUCGCAGAAGUAUGCGGAGAAGAACCAACUGCCGAGGCUGGAGAACGUGACGAUACCCCGGGUGGGUGCGCUGCACAUCAUCAUGAACACAGUCGGCCCCAAGUCGGCCCAGAACAACAACCUGAUCGCCAAAGAAGCAACUCUCAAGAACGCCAAGCUGGAGUACAUACUGGACAUAACGAUAGCGUACCCGAAGGGCGAACCGAUUGGACUGGAUGCCAUUGUGUUCGGGCACAGGCCGCCCUGCCAGACCAUCGUCUUCUACCGCCUGUACAACGCCAAGUCGGUGCCGGAAGACAACGUCGCCCUCACCGAGUGGCUGAUGGAGCGGUGGGUCGAGAAGGAGCGGAUGUUGGAGCAAUAUUACAAGACGGGCGUGUUCCCGCCGGCGACGAGCGGGUUUGGGGAGGUGCCGCGGCAGCCCCAGAUCGUGGCCCAGGACUACCUGCGGUUCAUCAUCAUACACGUGUUCUUCAUCGCGUCCACGUACCUGCAUUUGCAGAUGUUCCAGGCGGCGUACGACUAUUGCAGCUAUCUGAUUUAUUAGCCCACUGUGCUCGCAUAUCUCGUCUGUCUGGUGCGGUACUAUAUGUAACACGUAACUUGCGGACGGAUGUGCGAGUUGAUUUGCGACGAAAGUCGGAGAUUUACAAAAAGAAGGCGGUUAAGAAAUAUGAAUUGAUAAGCAAUGAGAGGAGUUCACUUUGUGAAUUUAAAAAACUGUUUACAAUCGUAGAUAAUUAAGCUAAAUAUUAUGUAAAUAUUUACACACUUUUUAAUAACAUACUUUAUCAAUGUAUAUAAAUCUAAAUAAGUAAGUAGUUCUUGUAUAAACUAAGUUCUAAAAGUGUUUUUCUAUUUAAAUAUUUAUAAAUAAAUUAAACAGUUUUGUACUUUUUAGCAUAUACUUUUUAUUUCUAUAAAUUGCACAACAUACUUUUAAGGUUUACAAUCUGCUUUACUAAAUAUUUUUAUAGAGAAUUAAAUUAAAACUGUAUUUUCUAUUAUCAAACUAUAAAGGAAAUUAUAUAAAUUUGUUGCAAUAUUCUAUUCAUUACUAAUUCAGUUAUUUUGAUGUUAUUUAUAGUUAAUUUUUGCAGUAUUUUAAUUAACAUUUUUAACUCAACUAUUUGAAAUUACCAAUUUGAUCAUUAUGUAAAAUGUUAUGUAUGUUUAUGCUCAUUUACUGUUAAAAUGGUAUUUUAUUACUAUGCUUAAAAUUGCCAACAAAACAUCCAGUUAAUUCCCAUUAAAUUAAAAAUUCAUAGAUCUUAACCAGUUACCAAAGUCACGACUUUCGUUCGAACUUCGAAAAUGACCAAAUAUCAGUAACAUUGUAUAUGUGAGUUUCGAUUCGUUUUUUGUACAUAAUUCGAAUUAAUAAAAUAAAACAGACCCAUUAGUUCGAGGCUAAACACUAACCAAUUUAUGUGCGGCUUCCAAAAAAGUCGUGGCUCAAAACAAUAUUUUUACGGGCAUAUCACAGAACUCACUGUUUCCAUGUGCGUCACUGUUUAUAACGUUGUAAACUCGAUGUUGAUCGUUUAUUCUAGCUUGAUUGUGUGUAAGAAACUUUACACUUAGGACAAUUUUUUAUAAAUGUGUAUCACUUCUAAAAUAAAAUUGAUACUGUGAUGGUGCGUCGACGCUUUCGCGGUGUUUCGGGGUCCCUAAUUUAUUUUUGCGGUUUGUACAUAUUUAAAUCGAAAUGUCGCGAAAGCGUACGCAUCAUUUGGAAUUUUCGUGACAUUCUUUGAGGGCUUCCUUUAAAAUGCAAAAACGGAAAUUGAGUGGCCUCUUUACCACAGCUUAUAUUGUGAUAAUAGCAGCGAAUGUUGAUUGCACAAAACACAAAUUUUGAUUACGGCACAUUGUUUAUAAAUUAUUUUUGGUACUCGAUUUGCUAGGCCUAAGUUUUGUUUCCACCGGAAUUGGUACAGUAGUCGUGUUUUUUAUGUUGUAAUUGACAGAUUUUUUUGAAAUAUUUUGAAGUAAAUUGUUUUUUUUUA